This is a messenger RNA of Ixodes scapularis (black-legged tick), 1955 nucleotides long. RefSeq names its product F-box/WD repeat-containing protein 5 (gene Fbw5). The coding region runs from base 280 to 1806 and encodes 508 amino acids. The transcript is spliced from 2 exons. Lineage: Eukaryota; Metazoa; Arthropoda; Arachnida; Ixodida; Ixodidae. Gene Ontology annotation, cellular component: Cul4-RING E3 ubiquitin ligase complex; SCF ubiquitin ligase complex. Gene Ontology annotation, biological process: protein ubiquitination. The record is from RefSeq and is a predicted model, not a curated record. Gene Ontology annotation, molecular function: protein binding.
AAAAAUUCCCGCGCAGGUUGCGAAGGUCAGGUCAGGGGAAAGCCCUUGAUUGCCUUGAUCUUGCGUUUCUGGUCGGGAUAAAUGCGGAGGAGGAUGCAAAAUUGUUACCGAACAUGCCGAGUCGGCUAAAGUUUCACUCGUGCAAGGCCUCCACUGCCCCCACAACCUCGACCUGCGGUCCCACUGAUGCCGCAUUUUGGAACAUCGCAGGUCCGGCCAAUGAGAGAAGACAAUAGCCGCCUGCCGUGACUCGCUGAGAGCACCCUCGGAAGCUGCUCCAUGUGGGCUUCCUUGCCAUACCCGCUUCUGCUGCGGGUAUUCGUGCACCUCCCAGCUCGCGACAUCUGCCGUUGCGGCUGCGUCUGUGGCUCCUGGUCCGAAGCGGCCGGAGACGAGCUGCUCUGGCGACACAAGCUCCGGCAGGACUGGAAGGUGGACCGCAGCGUCCCCGCGUGCGACGGUGCUUCCUGGAAGCUGGAGUACCGCCGGCUCCUAUACGAAGCGCCAGUCGUAGAGACGGAGGUCCUCCGUGACCACACUCACCAAGUGCUGCACGUCAGCUUCUCCCACAACGGCUCCUGCUUCGCGAGCUGCUCAAAGGAUGGCCACGUGAAGCUGUGGAGCUCGAUAUUCCCUGCCAGCGUGCUGCACUCACGCAACAUGCGCGAACUCAGCUGGAACUACACGCAGUUCUCACAGUUCAACGAGUCGGACACCCUCGUUCUGGUCUCUGGAGUCCACUUCGGCACCCACACGGCAUCGGGAGAGAUAGCGGUCUUCAACCUCAGGGAGGGCUUCACCCUCCAGUGCAGGGUCCUCAACAAGCCGUACGACAUCUUUGGGACCUGGUACACCGACCACUAUCUCCUCUCGGGCAAGCUUCACUUCUUGGGCCACAUGCUGUCCUGCUCGGCGGUCUGGCUGAACAAGGCCUGGCAGGAAAGCGAGUCGGAGAAAAAACCCAUCGUCAAGCCGCUCUUCAAGUUCUUCAACAGCAACGCCAGCUCCGUCCGGACCAUCCUGGUCGCAAACUGCGAGCAGCCCCACGUGCGCGGGAACCCAGUGUCUGAACCGUGGACCUCGCAGGACGACGACGAGACGGACGAGGACAGUGCGGACGCCGACGAUCCCCUCGACCCGCGCGAGAAGCUGCUCAUCUUCACCACAGGGUCGCUCACUUAUGCUCCCCACCAGGUCGGCUUCAAACGGAUCAAGCCAUUCCGCUUCGCGGAGCCGGAGAAGGAAGUGCCGACUUUGUCUGAACGGAUCGCCAUGCGUGAGGAAGAGAGGCUGGCCGAACCCCCCGACCCGAUCGAACAGGCGUUUGACGCCGUGGACCAUCUGGUCGACCUCCACGGCCACAUCAUCGGGAUGGGGCUCUCUCCAGACCAUCGGUUUCUGUACAUUAACAGCCGGCCUUGGCCGCAGAACUAUGUCAUCGAGCAACCGCUGUCGCCCCCCCCAAUCGCGCAGGAGAUAGACAUCCACGUCAUCGACCUGACAACCAUGGAGGAAGUGGGAAACCUCCUCCGGUCCCACAGGGCCUACACACCAAACGACGAGUGCUUCUUCAUCUUCCUCGAUGUGAGCGAACAGUAUGUGGCAAGCGGUGCGGAAGACCGGAAAGGUUACCUUUGGGACCGCCACUACGCGGUCUGCCUGGCCAAGCUUCCUCACGACGACGUGGUCAAUGCGGUGGCGUUCAACCCCCGGGAUCCCCAGAUGUUGGUCACUGCGAGCGACGACUUCACGCUCAAGGUGUGGCGGUCGCGCAGCAGGGUUAAGGAGCUGGGGCUGGCAUUGUGAGGGUCCUCAAAAAGUGCCACGUGGGUUGUUGUGUUCAAAAUGUGCCAGUAAACUCUUUGGAGCAGCAGGCUUCUGAAAACAGGUGUCACUGUACCAAAGCAAUUGUAAAAUAAGCUCAAAUAAAUGGUAAAAAUGUUGACCCAAACUCA